This is a messenger RNA of Argiope bruennichi, 6143 nucleotides long. RefSeq names its product myb-related protein B-like. Gene Ontology annotation, biological process: regulation of DNA-templated transcription. Gene Ontology annotation, molecular function: RNA polymerase II cis-regulatory region sequence-specific DNA binding; DNA-binding transcription factor activity, RNA polymerase II-specific. Gene Ontology annotation, cellular component: nucleus. NCBI's taxonomy places the organism in Eukaryota, Metazoa, Arthropoda, Arachnida, Araneae, Araneidae. The transcript is spliced from 17 exons. Bases 386 to 2410 code for a protein of 674 amino acids. The record is from RefSeq and is a predicted model, not a curated record.
UUUAACUUUGUUUGCGCCAUGUUUUAAAAAUUUAUGAUUACUAUUUUUUUCAUGUAUAAAUUUAUACAAAACAUUGUUUAAAUUGAUUUAAACAAUUUUAAUCAUUAUCUGUCUUAAUUAAAAUCAUUUUAUGAAUUUUCCUUCAUAACUGUGAUAUUUUCUUUGAUUCGUUCUCUUCCAACUGUGUGUUUAUGGAUGUGCGUUAGAGGAAAUGUUUUGUCAUUACUUUUAAAAAAACAUCUAUAUUAUAUGUUAAAAGUUUUGAAACUUUGCGAUAGUUAUCGAAUAAUGCUCGUCUGCCUGUUUGCAGCACUCGAUAAAUCGAUAUCUGAACCAGUGCAGCAGUGAUGAUUCAAAUAGUUCAUACAACAGUUUAAUAAUAGAUAUGCAAAAAUUUCCUAGAAGUAAACCUUUGAACAAGGCUCGGUGGACUAAAGAAGAGGAUGAAAAAUUGAAAAGACUUGUUGAACUUUACACUAGUGAAGGUUGGAGUAAAAUUGCUAGCUUUUUACCUAACCGCACAGAUGUACAGUGUCAACAGAGAUGGCAGAAGGUUGUUAACCCUAACCUCGUCAAAGGUCCUUGGACUAAAGAAGAAGAUCAAAUGGUUGUUGAUUUAGUUAAGAAGUAUGGACCACAAAAAUGGACACUAAUUGCUAAACAGUUACGUGGAAGAAUCGGGAAACAAUGCAGAGAAAGAUGGCAUAAUCAUCUCAAUCCAGAUAUUAAAAAAACUGCUUGGACAAAUGAAGAAGAAAGGACUAUUUGUGAAUGUCAUGCAAAAUGGGGUAAUCAAUGGGCAAAAAUUGCAAAACUUCUGCCUGGCAGGACAGAUAAUGCGAUAAAGAAUCACUGGAAUUCCACUUUGAAAAAAAGGGUUGAAAUGGAUGGGAAAUUAAAUAAUGCAGAUAUUCAUGGUUUACAAAGCUCUGAAGAAAGUGGGUUGGAGCCAGCUUCCCAAGAAAGUCAAUAUUCUCCUAUGCAAGGAUAUUAUCGAUCAGAAUCCAAUACUCCUGUUUAUCAAACACAAUCUGCACCUACACCACCAAGUAGCCAGUCAUUUCAAGUGCAGUCAAAUGAUUGUCCUGUCCAGUUUGUGCCUUCUCCUCAUUCUGACCAAGAAUUGUGGAAUUCAAACACUGGUUUGUUACCACCUCAAAAUGGGAAUAUAAAUUCGCCUAAUUCUGUAAUUCAGGAUGAAGCUAACUGUGGAAUUACUUCAAAUAAAGCAGACUUUGACAAUAUAAAAUUAGAACCUGCUGAAGAAAAUAGGCUUAUGCAGUUAUCUUCGGCACUUACCACUUUGAGCUGUGAAAAGUCUCCAGAAUUCCCUGGAGUUGCACCUAUUGGAAAUUCUAGUCCCUUUCAGAAAGAAAAUCAAGUUGCUGUUCAAGAUAACCAUGUUAGUAAUACUAUAGAAGGACUCCUUACAAAGCAUACAUUACCACCGAUUCUUCGAAAGGGAAAAAAGAGAAAAUUGAAUCAACCUCUUGCUGAUUGUUCGAAUUUUAUCAGAAGUGAUAUGAGUUUAACUACUUAUCCACAAUAUCCAGUUUAUAAACCUUCUAGUGAAAUUUGUAACAAUUUUGCCACUUUGGAUCCAAGUUUAGAUUUGGAUUAUGAUAAAACUGCUGAAGCUCUCAUUCAGUUCCAAGAUUCAAAAACUAUGGAUUUGAUAGAUAUAGAAUCCAUAAUAUCUGCUCUCCCUGUAAAUAAUAAUCAAAUGUCAGAAAUAUUUAGGAAUUCUAAUUUUCAAGACUUGUAUUGCAACACUGUACAGUCAAGUUCUUUUCCUGCAGUUCCAAAUGAUGGUACCGAUGUAAACAAUUUAACUUCCAAAAACAAUUUAUUUUCAAAUUCACAGUCUUCUAAUCCAAGUAUAAUGCAAGAUAACCAACUGUAUCAGGGAGUUCCUAACUCUAUGCUAUUAUCUGAAUUAGCUGCAACAAAUUCUUUACCUAGCAAUGAGAAUUUGCUGAGUACUCCCAAACAGAUAUAUUUUGAAUCAUCGCCUAGAACUCCUACCCCAAUUAAAAAAGUUCUUGCUGAUAUAGACCCUUCUACGUUUCAAAAUAUCAAUACUUUUGGGGAUCUUGAUGAAUUUAUCAAAAAUGAAGUUCAGGACAACUGUGAUGCAAAUCAAGUUUAUGGAAUUUGUGAUUCCAGCAUUAUAAAUAAUUUCAGUCCAAAUCUGAACAGAAUGGAUAAAAUUGGAAAUGAAUUGUGGUGUUCUCCCUCACAGAAUGGAACCACAAAUUAUGAAUGUUUAUCUAGUUCAGACAGCACAAUAACAGCACAUUCAGGAUCUCCAUACCAGUAUGAAAGUGGACUUCAAAGUGUUUAUAUGCCUUUCAUGUCUAACCACAGCAGUCUGCCUUACAGUUCUAAUGAAAAGUAUCCAUGUAUUUGAAGAUGGAUUAGUAACCCAUGGAUAUUCAAGCGUAUUUAGUAUCCUGUAUAGCUGUUUUUAGAACUUUAAUAUUAACUGAAGACUAAACAUAGAGAUCUGCUGAUGUGUUGUGGUCACAAAUACUUUUUUAUGUGAUAUUACCAGUGUUUUUGAAGCCUGUACUGGGACUAAAGAUCUAACUAUUGAUUUCUUAAACUAACAUGGUUUUCGAUAAAACCUGCAUUUUUUUAAAAAAAAUAUCUAAUGGCAGCUUUGAAAUGUUGGUGUUGGGACCAGACACAGGACCUUCUACAAUCUUCAUUCAAGCACAAGAUAGCAUCCCUUAUUGGUGUUAUCAAAUGUGUUUCAUUGUUAUUCUAUGUAAAUAUGCAUGACAUUGUUAUGCUUUCCUAAAUUUAAUUGGCAAUGAGAGUAUUAAAGAUCAUAAGAAUGUUGUGUCCAUGUAGUAUGUGGUAAAAACUUCCUUUACAUGUGAAUUAUGCAAAGCCAAUCCAAAAUCUCAUUUUCUCUAAUAUGUAUAUAUACUUGUAAUGAGAUUCUUAACAUUCCUUUUUCUUUAAAAGAUAAGCAGCAUGUUAUAAAAUUAAAAAUUUGAUUUAGAGUAUUUAAGUUUUAGCACUGCAUGAGAUCCUUGAUAUCUGAAUUUUAUAAUUGCGUACAGAUUGAGGGCAGUUAUAUGGAUUUAUGCCCUUUUUAGCUUUAAAGGUGUUUGUGAAAUCAAUUUGUUAAUACAAUGUCUUUCCUUUUUUGUUAUUAUUUUUAUUCAUUCUAGUGUAUAAUUUUUAUUACAGUUGUAAAUCUUAGAAAUUGUUAGAUUCAUUUUGCUGUAUGCUUUUUAUAUAAUUAUAUAUAAAAGAAUAUUUCUAACCUAGUCCCUAUAAUCAUAGUCCUGAUAGAAGAUUAUUUAUAUAGUGUGUGUGAGAAUGAGAAAGUUCCAUCUGUAUGAAUUUCUUAGAAGUAUUUAUUGUGUGUAAACAUAGGGUAAAGGUUUGUUUUUUUAAAAAUUGCUAAAGUUCUAUAACAUUAAGCAUUUUUGCAGGAUUUUGGACAUAAAAUUUAACCUCUUGUGCUGAGAAUUUAUUGAGGGAUGCUUAAUUUUAUAAAAUAUUUUUAAAAGAUGUGGAAUAUAGUCAUCAUAUUUAAAAAAAGAUUAACCUGUUCAAGACUGUGAUCAAAUAUCCAUGAUUAUGCAUGUCUCAAGCCUUGACAAAGUGAUGGCAUUUUUCUUGGCAACAAACUAUUAACAUAUAUUUAAUAGUUUGUUGGAUUAAACUAUUUACAUAUAUUUUGUUAAAUUUUAAUUUAUUUCUCAGAGAUCCUAUCAAAGCUCUUACCAACACACACUCUUAUUAAUAUCAACCACAAACUCCCUCACAUCUCUUCCUCUCCUUUUAGCCAUACGGCUGAAACAGCUAUAUGGAGGUUAGAGGCAUGAUGAUGUAUUUCUCUUUUCAUGGCUCAUAGUAUCAUGUUUAAGAUGAGACUUCAGCGGGAAGAUAUGCAUGAUAUCUGGAAAAGAGAAUCACUUGGUCAUUGAUAUAUGAUAACAGUCCCGAACAGGUUAAUAUUGAAUUGAUCCUAUUGAUAGUAAUUCAUUGCUGGGUUAUAUUGAAAUGUGUGGUGAGGCAAGACCUGUAUAUACAUUCUUGCAUAAGUAUAAUACUUUGCUCAGGCUUUCUGUCAUCUUUUGUUUGAUACUGUUGCAUUUAGUAGAGGUAGUAUGUCUAGAAAUAUGUCCCUACUGUAACCUAGUUGUAAUGAAGAGGCGAACCUGUGACAAUACAUUCAAUAAAUAUCUGCAAAUUAUCAAAUUCUAAUGAAAAAAUCUUCUCAAAAGUUGAAAAAAGAAUAUUUCACAGUAUUUAGCAUAGUUACCAACAAUGAACGUGUUAAGUUAUAACGUAAUUUAGUUAUAUAGGACAUAAAAUGGAAUGCUUCUUUCUUCAUGAAAAAGGAUAUAAUGCAUAAUAUUUCCUCUUUCAUUGUAUUAUUGUUUUGUUCACUCGUGAUAAUCAAAGUGCAAACCAUGACAUUCUAGUGCAAGAGGUUAAAUACAGACUUGGCUUAGCCUUCUGCGCCCUAUUUAAUUAAAAAAUUGUAUUCAAUAAUAAAAUUUAUUGGAAUUUCAUUCUUUAAGUAAUAAGUUUUAAAAUAUAUUUAUUGAUUUUAAAAAAUUCCAUGUAUACUUACAUGCUUGUAAAUUUGUGUAAUCUGUGUUUAGAAUUUAUUUAAAUCCCGAGUUUGUAUCAAACUACCUAAAGUUAAGGCAUUGUUACAUUAUGGAGACAUUAUUAUGUGAAGUGUAAACUAUUUUUCUCCACACUUGUUGAUACUCUUAAAAGACAAAGUUCCAGUCUCUACUUCUAUCACAGGAGGAAAUCCUUGCUCCUCACGGAACAAAAUUUGUUUAACUGGGAAGUUCUUUAACUGUGAACUCCCACCCUCCCUAAUUUUAUUUUAAUCAUGUUGUAAAAAGAAAGAAGGCUUAGUGUAUAUUUUUUUUAAAAAAUGAAUUAACCUUAUAUAUCAAAAUUUAUUAUUUUACUAGUCAUUAUGUAAAAAUCUUUAAAGUACAAAAUACUGUUUAAUUUAUCAGUGAUCUAUAAAUAUAGAAAUGUUAUUUAAAAGAAGGAGGGAACUGUGCGAUGAUUUUUCUGUUAUAUCAGUGAUUGACAUUUAAGUCUAUUUUGUUGUUCAUUCAUUCCUAUUGGUGACAAAAAAAUUAAAUUAUACAUAUAUUUGAAUAAUCACUUGGAACUUUUAAUACAAAAAAAAGAGGGAAUGCUAACGAAUUUUAUAUAAACAAUGCAAUUUGUAAAACAGUAAAUGUUUGUGCUAGGCAAUUACAUAAUUAGCUGUUUUGAAAUCUUAUCAUAAUUAUGAUUUUAUGUUCUAUGUAAGCAUACAGUAGUUCAUCUUCAAACUAAAAACUCUUCUAUGUUAUUCCACUGCUAUUGUUCUUAGUAUUAUUGCCUUUUUACAAUUUUCCAUUCAAACAUUCCUUUGUUGUUAUGCUGUGCAUUUCAAUUUGUGAAUAACCUGUAUAACUAAUCUAGUCUGUUUUAUCUAGUUUUAUAACCUUUAGAUUUAAAAGGAAUAAUAAAAUAAUUUUAAUUCUAAUUUAAAUAAAUCUUUCUAAUUAUAAUAAUUCCUGAUAGAAAUGCAUUAAUAUGCAAAUUACAUUUUCUGUAAAUUAACUUAAAAAUAUAUUUGUUUUAAUCAUAGUAGCCUGAAAUAUUUGCUGCGGAAAUGUGAAUAAAGUAUUGUAAUUAUCAAGUUUUUUUGUGAGAGAUAACAGUAAAUUUACUUUUUAAUUAAUAUUUGGUUGUUUAUAUUUAAUAUUUUAAUUUAAAUGAUAUUUUUUUUCUCUUUUGGUUUCCUUCAUAAUGAGAUUCAUUUAGGGAAGAGUGUUGCCUCCUAAUUUAAACACUUUUUUCUAAUUUCUCCCUCCUCUUCUCUCUUUUGAGUUAAGUUUUGUCCUGUCUUACUUUCUAACAUGAUUUGUAUUGUUUUCCCCCUCCCUACUUUGUAAAAAUGAAAUCAGUUGAUUUGAUAUCUUUAUAACUAUAUCUGAUUCUAAAAUUGGAUAUUAAAUUCCUAUAAAACAGGAAUCUCCAAAUUUAAAACCUGACAAUUUAUUUCUGCAGUCCGUUUUUGAAACUUACAAUAGCCAUGAAAUAUUCAUAACUUUUUCCAAAAUCAUGAAUAAAAGGUUAUUUAGAUUAAAUUUAAU